AUGGGAGAUGUUAAGGUGAUUGGAGCCUCUCUAAGUCUUUUUUGCUGCAGAAUUGAAUGGGCUCUGAAGCACAAAGGGAUAGCAUAUGAGUACAUUGAAGAAGAUUUGAGAAACAAGAGUCCCCUGCUCCUUCAGUACAAUCCCGUCCAUAAGAAAAUCCCAGUGCUUGUGCAUGGUGAAAAACCGAUUGCGGAGUCCCUCAUCAUCCUUGAGUACAUAGAUGAAACAUGGACAGAGAACCCUAUGUUGCCAGAAGAUCCUUUUGAAAAAGCAAUGGCGCGAUUUUGGGCAAAGUAUGUUGAUGAGAAGUGUGUGAUCAGUGCAUGGACUGCUAGCCGUACAAAGGGGCAUGAACAAGAGACAGCAUUGGAGUCAGCACAAGAAUCACUCCAACUUCUGAAUAAGCUCAUUGAAGGCAAGAAAUUUUUUGGAGGAGAAACCAUGGGCUUCCUAGACUUUGCAGUGGGCUCAUUACCUAACUGGCUCAAAUUCUUAGAAGAAUUUCAAGGCAUAAAGCUAUUUGAUACAAAGGAGUUGCCAUUUCUUCACGAAUGGGCACAGAGAUUCACUGAAAUUCCAAUCAUCAAAGAAAGUAUACCAAAGAUAGAAGAUCUCCUCAAUUACAGCAGGGCUCAGCACAAAGCCAAAUAA
Messenger RNA from Prunus armeniaca (apricot), 651 nucleotides. The record is from the annotation of a GenBank genome assembly. NCBI's taxonomy places the organism in Eukaryota, Viridiplantae, Streptophyta, Magnoliopsida, Rosales, Rosaceae.